AUGUUGCUGCUGACUCUGCUGUCGCUGUAUUCACGCACACCGAAGCGGGGACGAGUACAUGCACACUACACUACUGCAAUUCAUCAUAAUUCAUUGACAGAUCCCAAUGUCACCCUCGACCCUCAUUGCGACUGUGAUGCCUCGGACUUCGGGGUGGUGCAGACGGUUCCAUAUUGUGCGGCAAGCGCGUGCGGCACCAUGCACGUGGACCUGUCGUCCGCGUGCGUCAGGUGCAGCAUGUGCGUGGCCGUCGCCGAGAAGAUUAAUCAGACGCUGCUGGAGGUGCACGAAAUGAUCAGCAACUGGCUGAACGACACGGAGAUCACGCUCCUGUUGAGAACUAUCUGCGAUCAUUCCUUCCAACAUUACAGUCUGCGCGAGAUCGAUGGCCAGCGAUUCAUCACCGACCCGUCGCCAGGUGAUAGGCUCGUCGUUUCGUCCGCCGAUGAAUUGUGGGAGGAAAACUUGAGAAACUUGUGCCACGAGUAUCUCGAUGAGAUACAGGAACUGCAGUUGUACGAGAGUUGGAAGGGAUGGUGCGAUGAGAACGAGCACCUUCCCGAUCUGGAAAACGUCCUCUGCAGGAAUGAAAUCAACAAUCUGCGGGAUUGUAGAGGUAUAAACGACAUACCUAAGCGACAGGCGACGUCGAAGUUCUUCGGUGCUCGCGUGAAGGUCUUAGCCGAGUAUAAUAAUUGUAGAUGACCAU
This is a messenger RNA of Ooceraea biroi (clonal raider ant), 709 nucleotides long. RefSeq lists its product as uncharacterized. NCBI's taxonomy places the organism in Eukaryota, Metazoa, Arthropoda, Insecta, Hymenoptera, Formicidae. The record is from RefSeq and is a predicted model, not a curated record.